Molecule: messenger RNA, 654 nt
Organism: Medioppia subpectinata
Lineage: Eukaryota; Metazoa; Arthropoda; Arachnida; Sarcoptiformes; Oppiidae
Source: the annotation of a GenBank genome assembly
AUAUUAUACAUGUCUAACACCGGAGAGCGUAUCAAAUGCCGGGCGGCUGUGGCCUACGGUCUGCAUCAGCCGCUAGUGGUGGAGGAUAUAUACGUGGAUCCGCCCAAAGACAAUGAGAUCCGCAUUAAGCUCGUGGCCAGCGGUAUAUGUCGGUCGGAUCUGCAUAUCAUUGACUCCAAUAUAUCCAAAGAUUUUAUAUUCCCGUUAAUCCUCGGCCACGAAGGCUCCGGCGUUGUGGAGAGUGUCGGUCCCGGAGUGACCGGCGUUGCGGUCGGCGACCACGUGAUCCCCCAAUGGCUGCCCAACUGUCAGGCGUGCGAUCUCUGCAAAAGCGAUAAAACAAACUUUUGUGAAACAGGAAAUAACGGUACACUGAAUGUGAUGCCCGACGGGACGACCAGAUUCUGGACACUCGACGGCAAACCCAUAUACAAGUCCAUCGGUUGCGCCACUCUUAGCGAAUAUACCGUUAUGUCUGUCGAGUCGGUCGCUGUGGUGGACAAGAGGCCCGAUUUGGCCGACCUGUGUCUCAUCGGGUGUUGUGUAGCCACGGGUUUUGGCAACGCUGUCAAUCUGGCCAAAGUGAGCGUCGGGUCGAGUGUUGCCGUCUGGGGGUUGGGCGCUGUCGGGUUGGCCACCGCUAUGGGCGCCAAA